Molecule: messenger RNA, 363 nt
Organism: Talaromyces proteolyticus
Lineage: Eukaryota; Fungi; Ascomycota; Eurotiomycetes; Eurotiales; Trichocomaceae
Exons: 3
Coding region: 1-363 (120 amino acids)
Source: RefSeq, a predicted model, not a curated record
AUGCCAAACCCUACUCUUCUCAAAGCUGCAGGGUAUGGCUCACUUCUUUUUGCCAUAAAGCAUGCGGCUACUGGGAAAGAGUUCCAGCGACUCCGCCAGUUUCAGGAAUUACCAAAUAUCGCAUACGUGCGCAGCACUGUCGGAUGGUAUCAAGGAAGUGCCUAUUUGGUUCUGACUGGUUUGCUUAAUCUCCAUUGGACAAAAAACCCCAAAUCUUUGGACGAUCCACUAAACCGUGCUAUGGCUACCCUGCUCGUCGUCAUAGCCUGGGCUAGCUCUGCUUGGUAUCUUCGGGGAGGGCUAAGAGCAAGCGGAUUGCUAACAGCGACUGCCGGUAUAAUCCAGGCCUGGGCAGUUCUUUGA